CGUUGCACGUUAGUCAAGCGCGGUUCGAUGUGCGCAUGCGCGCCGGGUUAGCGUCACUCUUGACCAACGCGAUACCCGGCUGCAACAACGCUCCGGCCGCCACCGCCGAUCGUCAUUCGUGCAUUCGAACUCGCGUCCUUUUCCUGCCGCUAACCGUCUGGUUCGUGUAUAAUAGUAACUUCAAUAUUAUUUACGAAUAUUAUUUUUACUUUUCGUUACGAUUUGAUUUUAUUCCACCACCACCACAACCACCAUUAACGACAACCCGUCAGAACGGCAUUUUUGCAGUUUGCUUUUAUUGGUUUUCUUGUUACUUUGCUCUCUACCGAAACACGCACAGUACUUCGUACUCGCGCGCCUUUCAUCCCGUUUUGUGUUCGUUUGUUCAUUGCGUGCGCGUGCGUGUGCGUGUUUUUGAGAGAGCAGAGUCCUCGCCGCUGACGCCGGUUGCCGUUAAAUAAGUAUAAUUUUUCUUUUUUCUAAAUUCGUCGUUUUUUUCUGUGUAGAGUUUACUCCGUCGAGACGUCGCCGCCAUACACCACACAUAGCAACAGCUUGUGUUAUUAACCACCAUAGCCGCCGCCGCCGCCGCCACAUCCACCAACACCGCCGCCGCCUCAGAAAAUCAACAUCGUUCGAUUGCUGCACACGUCCGACAAACGUAAAACAGAAACAUGACGACGGCGACCACCGAAGAGACGAAAAACGUCCCGCAGGACAUCAAAGAACCGGUAAAAGAAGUUGUGGAACCCGCUGUCGAAGCAAACAACAAACAGGAAAAUGAAAAGAAACCGGUGGCGACCGCUGAGAAAGAUGAAAAGGAAUCGGCACCGGCCGAACCGCCGGCACCGAAGUUCUCGGUAAAGAAACAAAAUUUCGAAAAAGACGUCGUUUACCUGUAUCAGUUCUCGCGUACGCCCGUCAUCGCGUCUAUGUCCCCGUACUGUCUCAAGGUAGAGACAUGGCUCAGGCUGGUCGGACUCAAAUACGAGGUGAGUACCUACUGUAUAUGAGAGUUCAUUUUUCAAAGUAUACUGUAUAGGUACUUAGGUAUUUAACCAAACCCAAUUCUUGUCCUUAUGAUUUCUGUUUCCUACGGUUUUCCUCUUAUCUUUGUCUUAUCCGACUUCUACUAUUCUCUCUAUACACUGUAUAAAAAAACUGUACCUAUUUGUUUUUUUUUUAUACAUACCUAUUUAGUAUUUACAGAAUAUGUUUUACAGUGUUGACCGAUAUCUACUUACAUAAAUCCAUAUUUUAGUUACAGAAUACUAUAAAUAUUAAAUAUGUACGUUAUUUCUCGCAUAUAUGUUAUGUUGUCAGACCACUAUUUGCCCUAUUGGCCGAUGAGUAGUUGAUAAAUUUAUUGGUAGGUCCAUAUUCUGUGGUGUUGGUUUGAAUUAAAAUUAUCGCCAUUAAUUUCAAACUAAUAAUUAACUUAUAUUAUGUUCAAAUCAUUCAUAAUAUAUCAGACGUACUAGUUAAUUUAUAAUAUACACUUACAUUAUACAUGUUUGAACAAUUUAAAAACCGAACUCAAUAAUUUUCAUUAUUCAGUCCAUUGUUUUAUAUUAUGAUUUGUUGAAUAUUGUGAAUUGAUAAACUAAAAUAUGUUACCUACUACCAUAAAGAAUAGUAACCAUACUGAAAGAUUUUAAUGCACGGACACUUAGUACUAAGUAUUAGGUAUCUAGUUGAUUGUUAAUUAAGUUCUAUUAAAUUACAAUCAAUUGAGAAACUAAGACACCACUCAAGUUAUAGACAUUUUGUAAAAUAUGACAGAAACUCCAUAUCUAGAUUUUCUUAAAAGACCACAAAUCUGCAUUAGAAAACAGUUUUUAGAUAAUAUUAUAUUAAUGUAUAAUGCGAAGCUCCGGUGUUUUGUGGGCUUUAAAACCUUUAAGGAGUAAUUUAGCAGUUGUUUCAUUUUUACCAUUGUGCAGGCAGAAUUUAUGAUCACUUGAACAUUUUUGAUUCAUGUAAAAUUACAGUGCCUUCAAUAUUUUACAUAUGGCCAUAUGAUGAAAAUGUUCUACUAAUAUACCAACUAUUUGUGAUUUUAGCUUGUUUAAUUUGUAAGGAGGAAACUUAUUACAAAUAUAGUAAAACAAGAAAUACAUAAUAAUAAUUUCAGGUACUGUCUUGUUUAAAUUAGGUUUUAAAUAAUGUUAAUAAACCAAUUUUAUAGUUUUUACCUUAUUGUGAUAAUUUUUUUUAAAAAUAAACAAAUAUGAAUGAACAUGAUAUUAAGUAGGUAUUUAUUAUUCAUUCACUUGUUAAUGUUUGUAUAGUUAUAUCAUUGUAAUAAUGCCAAAAUAAAAACUACUGAAAUGUAUUCUAUGAAUAUAUCAUUAUAUUUGAUGUUUUGUUUUUUAAACAAAUAUGCGUGGUAUUGAUAAAAAAAACACACAUUCAUAUUUAUAUUAAGGAGGUACAAUGUUCAAUUAUCCAAUAAGUUAUAUUCCGUGUCUAAAAGCAAAUAACUACUUAUAAUUAGUUCUAAAAGCCUUAAUAAAUAAUAGUUUAUCUAUUAUUAUUUAUUUAUAAUAGUAGUUUCAUUUGUUUAUCAUAUGAUUAUCAUUAAUAUUUUUCCACUGAUUUUUUAAAUUAAUUUUGUUUUAUCUAUAAUAAUUAUUAUUGUUAAAUCUGAACUUAAGAAAAACUAAUAAAAUUCAACGACAUCUCUGUACUUGUUAAUAAUUGAUUAAGUACAUUUUCGGUAUAACAAAUUAAUAGUCGUGAACUAGAUUCAAAUACAAAAAUAUAAUAUAAUUACUAGGAAAUUGAACUGUCACCUUAUCGUAAUAAAAAAUGAUAAUGAAAAGAGGAUCAGCUAUAUUCUUCACAGAUCUGUUAAAAAUAAGGCAGACCAUUUUGAUUGUGAGUGAUAUAUUCGUGUUUUUUUUUAGUUAAUAAUAACUAUGUUUAAAAAAUAUAAACAUACAACAUUAUUAACUGUCUAUUAACAUUUUGAAAUAAAUAACUAAAUGAUUUAUCAAUAUCUAAAACGUGACAUUAUCCAGUAUUACUUACUGAGCAUUUUUUUAAUGAUUUUAAUGAUUACCUCCUUAGUUUUAUAAAAUAUUAUUAUUAUCGCUUGUUUUUUUUCUAUUUAAUUAAUUCAUCAUUAUAAUACUUAUGUUAUUGUACUCAUUUUUUAUCAAAAUUGUUCAAAUACUUGUAAUAUUUAGAAAUUAAUAAUGAAAAAUUCCUCUAAAAACAAAAAUCAAUAUAAUAUUCUUAAAUGAAUGAUACAAACUACCUACUUAUUAAAAAACACUUAGGUACUUUCUAUGCCUAAUUAAGAUUCUAUAGUUAAAUUGUGUUAAAGAAUAAUUUGAUUUUAAUGGUUCAAGAACAUUAUUAAUACAAAAAUAUGUAAUGAAAACAUUAGGUUAAAUUUUUGAUUAAUUUAUAUUUAAAAUGUAUUUAGUGUUACCACUAGGACUUCCUUAUUUAAAUGUUCUUAAUUGAAAAUAAUAUACAAUUAUUUUAACCGAUGCACAUCAGCAGUUGUGUUUAAGCACAAUGUUAUUCAUCUUUAUAUACAAGUUCAUGGGAACAUUAUAAUUUUUCACAUGUGUACAAGUGUUCAUGUGUUUUUUUAUUUAUUUUUUUUAAGUAAUUAGUUGACAUGUGCACGAUAUGUGUUACUUAUUUAUUAUUUCAUAUUUCUUAAUAUUAUUAUGAUAUUACGUUUAAUAUUAUUAUUGUUAUCAAAAUUUUAAUAAUAGUGAGGUGUCCUGGAUUGAAAACUGUGUAGCAACACUAAAUAGAUCUAUUAAACCGUUAUUAUAGAUAUUGAAAAUAUUUAAAAUUCACUGACUGCUGUGUAAUAUUUUAUCAAUCUAUGUUUUGACCUUUUGAGUACUGGCUGUUUAACCUCUUAUGAUAAUUAGAGUAUGUAAAAUAGUAGGUUGACAAAAUCAAGCAGUAACCAGAUGUACGUCACUCUUAUGCUUGUUUUAUAACUUUUGAUAAAAAAAAUUUAUUUUUUUUAUGGAUUUCAAUGAAUCACAAUCAUAAAUAAUUUUAAUUCUUACCGUCGAAUCCCUGGCUACUGUAAAUUGCAUUUGACAGACAUAGCCUUACUAGUUUUAUAUUUAUUUAUUUAUUUUUUUUUUUAUAGCUGGCUACUAAUACUCUCAAAUAUUUAUUAUUAGCUUUAUUUACGUUGUAAAAAGACGUUAAAUAUCUGUGAUGGGAAUUUUCGUGUGAGUUUUAGAGAUUUAGUUUAUCUUUACGAACAGUUCAAAUUCUAAUGUUCAAUAAAACAUCUCGUCCGCCAUAUUAUUAUUUUCGAUAUAAAUUUGUAAUAAUAAAAAUGAAGAAAACGAUUAUAGACUGGAAAUGAUAAAACAAAAAAAAUAGUUUUAAAAAGUAAUUAAAAAUUUAAAUCUUUUAUUUUUAUUUUAUACCUACCUAUAUAUUCCUAUUUUACUUUCGACUCUGUACCUAAUGUUCUUCAUCGUUUAUUAUAUCCGUUUUUUUCUCCCGUAAAUACACCAGCCGUUUGAAAUUUCGCAGUUUUUUUUUUCCUGAAGGUAUCAAGGUGACAUUUAUUGUACCCUGGUAAAAAACUACCGUAAUGAAAUAUCCGCGGUUUUUCCCUCGCCUAUUUUGAAUACAAAUAAUAAUACUCGUAGCGGGUAUAAAAUAUAUAUAAAUAUAAUAAUAUAUUUAUGUGUAUUACACGCUUUCACUGUGUAUAAAUACUGAAACGUCGUAGGCACCACUGUUAACAACUAGAAAUCCGGUGAAAUCAUUUACUACGGCGCGUUAGGUACGACGCACGGUAUACAAUACGCGCAUUUUCCUCGAAGAAGAACCCCGGCUAUACAUUACAAGUACGAUCACUAGAAACGGGAAAUAGAUUUUUUUAUUACAUUUUUUUUUUCCUAAUACUGUAAUAUACCCCCACCUAUAUAGAUAUACACGAACGCUUUCGAGCGAUAAACAUCGUCGUCAUCGAACUGCGUGCCCCGGCCGGAAUUAGGUGAAAUUCUCGAUAAUUAUUAUUAUUUUCUAGUUGCUUUUUUUUUUCUGUCUUAUUCAUUUGACGCCUAUAGAGCAGUAAAUUCGUCAUUCCGUGUUUAUCGUUUAGAAUAACGUCGUUAUUAUUAUUGUAUUUCGAAAUACAUACAUAUAUUAUUAUAAUAUACAACACGCAGCAUUCCUUAUCGCUGUAAACAACCGGCUAAUAUUACCACUACUCCAACUCUGAAACACCAUGCUACGCACACCUUCUUCUCUACACAAUAAUAAUAUUAUAUAAAAAAAUAACCGUCCGUCUUUGUAUAACACUAAAAGCGGAGGAGAAAAAACACAACUAAACAAUAAUAUCUAGCUGUAUAAUAUAAAUACGUAAUGUCGAGAUUCGAGUAUUUUCCAUAGACCCGAUAAUAACAUUAUUAAUUGGACUGUCGGUCGGUGCCCUGUUGCCUAAAGGUCAUUAUUUUAGAUAGUGAUUUUAGACUGGCCACCGCGGUUAAGACUUAGGACUGGACCGUUUACCUCCGCCGUCCGUUUUUCGAUAAAUGUUUGAAAAUUAAUUUAUUCUAACCGAAUAUUAUAUACAAAGUUUCGUAUUUAAACGGCGUUGACGAAACCUCUAAAAAACUCUGAACGAAAUUCCACUCGAAUAUAAUACUAUUAAGGCCACUGCAAACACCGUGCGAUUUUCGUUAAAAAGAUCUAAACGACUGACAAGAAUCAAGUAAUUUCCUGUGGUUCGAUUUUAAACAUUUAAAUAUGUAUGAGUUUAUAAAAACAAGUGAAUUUUGCCACGGUCGAAGCAUGUUUUUCAUUUUAAUUUUUUUUUUUUUUUAAAUGUUUUAUUCUCGUAAAUAAUUUGAUAAAAUUGAUGUGUCUGCUUUUUAAGAGUUUUUGCUACCAUUGCUACACCUCACAUGUUCCUACCAUGAAUUACUUCUUUCUAGUCUUUGACUCCUAGAGCUUUUAGACUUUCUACUACAUCAAACCAUGUUUUCCUAGGUUUCCUUCUAGGUAUUCUUCCUUAUGGCUUCUAUUCCAAUGUUAUUCUAGUUGUAUCGUUCUAGCCUCUUCUCAUUAUAUAACCUAGACAUUGUAUCUUUUAGCCCUUAAAAAAAACUUCUUACUGGUGCAAGAUCCUAUUGUUGUACUUCUUCAUCGUUUCAUUUUUUUUUUUAACAAUGUUGUUAAACUUUUCUCUCUUUCUUUCGUUAUUAAUGGAAACAUAGAUAGUCUUAUACGUUAUGCGAUGUCUUUUUCUCUUUCUAAUAAUGCUGUUACCCCCCUCCCUCGGAUUAUUUUCUCUGUCGCUAUUCGGUCCGUAUUUUCUUUAUGAGUAUGGGAAUUUUCACGGAAAUUAAAUAAAUAACCUACUUAAUACCCCUCUCAAUUCGUUUACAUUUAUACACUUUAUUCGUAUUGUUUCCACGCGUGUAAAAAUCUUGAUAUUUAUGUAGGUAUAGAUAAUGUUAAUAUUGCUCGUCAUGCAGAUGCUCUGGUAACAAUUUUCACCUCGUCCAUAUGUAUUACGACCGAAACUAUUAUUAUUAUUAUUAUUAUUAUUAUUAUACGAAUUCAAAUAAGAACAUAUAAAAACCAUAAAUCCCGUUGUAUGCAUGUGUGUGUGUACAGGGUGUCUGGUAACUGUUAAUCGUUUACGACUCUAAUUCCGACCGUCGAGAAAUAAUCUCGACCAUCAGAAUUUAUUUAGACGCAGUAUUUUUUUUCUUUCACAACCGCGUUGCUCAUGUUUCGACAUUUUCAUUUUACAAAAUAGACACACUAUCAUCCUGAGUAAGUUAUAAUCUUAUAACUUUGUGUCAGACCUUCUCCCAAGGCUUCUACCGUCAAUAAUAAUACGAUAUUUUAAAAUUAGGUAUUCUUUUCGCGUUCGCAAACUCGUCCGUCAUAAUAAUAUUAUUGGCGUCGCACGCACUGCACAAUAUUGCAUUGUGUGUGCAUUAUUAUAAUCAAGUUAUUCCCUCUCUCCUUUUUUUUCCCCGUAGGAUUUGCAACCGGAUAGCGGACGUUCAGCUCACGUUUUGAUUUUCAUUAAUAAUUAUCUUAUCGAAACGUUUCCGACUUGCAGUCUCGUACUGCGUUAUAAUAUUAUUAUUAUUUAUUGGGUAUGAUCGUUUUUUUUUUUUUUUUGUCGUUGUUAUCGUAUACAAAUGCAUAUUAUAAUAUUAUUAUGUGCGUGCAACCGUGCCGCCGAGGAGUGUAAAGGUGGCAAAGUGCAUUCCAUCGCGAGCAUCUCGUGUUCUGUAUAGACAUUAUUAUUAAAAAAAUAAAAUAAAAUAAGUACCCGUGAAACCUGUUGUAGUAAAACUGGCCGCGGACUCUCCGGAGCAGCUGCUCGCAUAACGUUACAUUAUCGUUGAUACCCGAGGAGUUUAUUUCCACGAUAUAAUAAUAAUAAUAAUAAAUAUCGACCGACGACGAUAUUUGAAUAGCCGCUGCACAGACGGGUAGCGUAUUUACAGAUCCUAUCCCGGGUUCGACCGUAGCUGCAUGUAAACGCGCGACCCGCGACACGGCUCUUUUCGUCGCCCCCCCCCCCGGACCCGUUAGGUUUUGGGAGCCUAAGCUCGGGAUUUACCGGGUCGUAUUCUAUUCGGCGCCCGCAGUAUCUCGGGUUCGGGAGACCCGCGACAAUCGUUGUGAAACCCGCAGUCGGUCUCGCGAGGUUACACGCGCUUCCGUGCCGAGUCCCCGAACUCGGUUAGGGUCUGUAAACACUCGUACGAGAAAAAUCGCGACGCCCGACCGGUUCGCGAUUUUUAUUAUAUUUUUUUUUUUCCGUUCGCUAUCCUCGAUCCCCGUCGUCGUCGUUCGGUUUCAAUUUCACGGGGAAUUUUUCAAUCGAAACGCACAUACAUAAUAAUAUAAAUAUAAACUGCGUAACCGUUACCGAAGCCCUCUCGUCGUAUCGGAUUUUUUCGUUUUUUUUUUUUUUACAUCAACACACACACACAUACACAUGAAUAGUAUUAUAAACGCGCUCGCGGGUGAGUCAUUCGGUCUCCUCUCUCGCACACGCGGUAAAUAUCAUACGCCCGUAUUCGUGUGACCGUCAGCCCCUAAAAUAAUAAUCGCGUUUUUUUUUUCUCCCCCGUCUUCUUUACGUAACAAUGCGUAAAUUAUUACCGUAAAACCCAUUAAUGUAUGUACGUUGACGAAAUAAUAACGCAAUAAUAUAAUAGUAUACGGGAGAGAAGAGGAGGCAUUUGUCGUCGCCGGAUCAAUUCCGAGCACAUCCUUAUUAAAAGACGGUACGCCGCCGCGGGCCCUCGGGGGCCGCCACGAUACCGACAAAACGUUAAUGGUGGUCAUUCGUCUUGUUGAUUACCGCGAUGAUAACAAUGAUCAUAAUAAUAAUAACAAUAACAAUAUACCGGUGUGUACACACAGAGACCGUUUUUAAUGUACGGUUCCGUCGUCGCGAUGAUUGUGCUUGUGCACUGUGGUAAUAAUAGGUACCCAAAUUGUUCGCCGCGCCCCGUUUCCCGUCCGACGGUUUCAACUACGAUGCCGGUUUCGUGUACGAUAUUGUAUUCAUUGGUCAAUUACAUGACGCGUUAAAGGACAAAUUGUUAUUUCUUUUUAAAGUGUCGUGUUCCUUCACGCACGCGCGCCCGCACGUCAUAAUAACGUUACGCACACGCGACAUUCCGCGCGUCGUUACUGCUGCGGCACUCGAUGUGAUAAAAACCCGUCGAUUGUCGCCGUCGGGGUUUUUUGUUUUUUCACCGUAGGUUUUUUCUCGUCCUGUAUUUUCGUUGGCGACGGGGGGGGGGAAAGUUCGGUUGACUGAAAUGCGUGCAGAAUUCUUUUUUUUCCCCCGUGUUCGGGCGGCGGAAAAGACUUACGGUUCGUCGCGUUUCGUAGUCUGAACUGUUAACACGUUUGAAGUUUGACGAAGCGAUUACGAGAGAUUCGCAUUUAAUGUGCCGGGCAUCCAGAACACAGUGAAAUUAUUGGUUUUUCGUACGAUAUUAUUGUACGUACAUACAGUUCCGUAACAAUCUGUCAUUCUACUUGAAUUUUUAUCAUUUGUUUGAAGAUAAUAAUAUUAUUCUUAUAGAAUGAAUAACUAAAUUUUUUUAUUCAAUUUUGUUUUUUAACAAAAGUCUUUUGAGUUAAAUUUUGAUUAAAAUCGCACAAUUUACACCAUUUUAAAACAUAUAUAUUACAACCCAAAUUUCGCCCAGAAUCGUAUUUCGUUAGCAAUGGUUUAUCGUUGCGUUCAGAUAUAGAUUAAAUAACCAUACAUCCUAUAUUUUCAACUUCCCGUCUAUAAAAGUGAUACACUGAUCAUCGGUAUCAUUUCUUUCAUUUUUUUUUUUUUCUAAUACACCUAAAUAAUUUUGUUGAUUAGUUCAAUUUUUCUAACCCUGGGAGAAAAAUUAGGAAAUAUUGACAUUGGAGGUUAAUAUAGUUAAGAAAGAGGCGGAAGUAAUAAAAGUUGCCUUCUAACGGUACUUUUGAAAAACCGUUACAGUAUAGAGAAGAUGUAUUGAUUCAUUUUUCGGGAGAAAGAAUGCGUCUGACUCGAAAUAUAAUAUUGAAAUUCUUGAAUGAUAUUUUAUAAUAAAAAAUAAAAAAUGGCGGAUAGGUGUGUCGAGGAAAAUUGGAAGGAUAAUAUAACGGAGUAAUUUAAUUCAUAUCGUCGAUAAACCGUUUGCUAAUGAGAACGAUUUUGGGACGAGUAUUAUUUUUUCACUAUGUUGCCAUGGCAAUUCAAAAAUCGCUAGUUUUUUCUUAUAUUUCUAUAAAACUACGGGUAAAAUCGAAGAAAAAAAAACGACCUCCCUAUAAUGCGCCGUCUACGGAUGCUGCAAGAACGUUCAUCCGUAGGGUAGUUAAUCUGAGCAAGAUUUCUAGUAGAAUAAUAAUAAUUGUUUACGCGCACAAUAAAACCGAUACAUUCCGUCAGUUCGUCGUUCGGAAAUCUAUAAAAAGUCUUGGUUCUCUCUCCCCCCGAUCCACGGUCGCCGACGAAUCGUUGACGAUCGACGGUUCUCACCGGAAUUUGUAAUAUUAUUAUUAUUAUUAUUAUUAUUUUUUUUUUUUUUUUUCAUCGUAUUGUCAUUAUUAUUAUCAUCGUCUCUUCUCUCCUUCGGAAGCGCGUACAUAUUAUAAUAAUAAUACACGCGUUACGUUAUUUAAUUACCACGUCAAUAGAUCUCGCGUCGGAAGCCGCGCGGACGGGAGCGCGAGGGGAUUUUUUUUUUUUAUCAUAACAUACGGAACGUGAAUAUAAUAAAAUACGCGCGUGGAAUGCGCGCAUUCCUUUGUACUUGGACGACGGCGUUCUCAACGGGCCCCGCACACCGAAAAACUUUGACCUUAUAAUAACAAAUAUUAAUUCAUCGUCGUUAUUAUAAUAAAUAACAAUAUAUGCGCGUGGCAUCGUAUCAUAUUCGUGUGUAAUAUACGUUAUAUUAACAGUAAAUUGUGUGUCCCCGAUGAUUACGCGCGACGACGGUGCCCGUAUACGAAAAUGUGGCGGUGAUGCACACGAUUAAAUUAAUCGUAGCAGUAACAGUAUUAUUGUUAUUCAAUCGGGCCCGAACUCGUAGGCUUCUAUUAUGCGCACAUUAAGAGUACGCGCACCGAUUUCUCCGUGUCCCGUAUAUCCUGCUCAAAAUCUAUAGUUCCUCUUAUAAAGGCCGGUGGGUCCCGACGACCGCGCCUCUUGUUAUUUUUGUCGUGUACGGUGUCUGCUCGUUGACUUUGGUGUGUUAUCUCGGCGCCGUAACGUCAAGCGGGGGAAAGUCGCCGGUGUACAAUAUUAUCGGAACCGAAACGAGCAUAAUAUUAUUUGAGGAAAUUGUCGAAGGCCGCGCGGGUCUGAGAGCCGAACGACUGCUCUGCACCCCGCGGACAGUCAAUUAAAACGCCAAGGUCUAUUGCUCCGUCUCGUUAAAAUCCGAGAAAUGCAUUUAUUAUUAUUAUUUUUUUCGAUUCCGCAUAUAAUAUUACGUGUACUAAUAAUAUUACAUCGCAAUUGUCGCACCGAAGUUUUUCCCCGAGGUUGUUGUAACGUGAAGACUUCGGUCGGGCCGCCCGGCUGGUGGCGGAUUACGGUUCGACUGUAUUUGCGUUAUCUCGACGGCAAUCUACUGCGUGCGCGGGCCCGGCUCGAUUUAUUAUCGCUGGUCGAUUCGAGUAUAAUAAUAUUGCUCGGUUAGAGAAAAAACCGGCCGGGGGGAAGGAGGGGGGGGGUUCGACGUGCUUAAAAAUAGUGCGACUAGCGAGAGGGGAAAACGGCGUAAUGUAAACGUACUACAACUAUAAUAUUAUUAUGUCGUCGGGGGGGUUUUUAAAAAUGUUCUCUAGCCCGCGAGUUUCCGGCAGCACGGGGGUGUUGUUUGUGCGUGCGUGUUUGGCGCUCGCGCGCGCGCGGGCGUGUGUGUGUGUGUUAAUGGCGAAAGAGAUCAAUAACACAGUUGUCGCCGUCUGAACCAUAAACUCCUCCUCGGCCACCGCCCUAUACACCCGGCGGUCGCCAUGGCGACCGCCGGCUCGGUUCUUCUCUCCGGCCCGGCAGAGUUCAAUAAACCCUCGGCUAUGUGUGUACGUAUACAUAAUAAUGUUUAUAAGGGAUUUCUGCGCUCGUGUGUAUGCUCGGGCGUAGCGCGCACAGUCGGCGGCGAAUCGUUAGCGUUUAUAUUAUGCAACAGGGUGUGUUUCACAUUAUUAUAUUCUCUUGGAAAAAUUGUUUCGACGCCGUCGUUCGUGCGCGCCGCGUACGUGUUCGUACGUGCAGUUUUAAAGUGAGAGACUCUUUACCGCGGGUUUUAAUUAAACCUCAAACGACGCGAUUAAAGCAAAAAAAAAAAAAUUAAAUAAAUAAAUAUGUACAUGCAUAGAUAAAAAGAAGCCACUAUACGCGACGCUGGUACGGGAAAACCGGUAAAGUUUUUACACGAUCCACGCCCCCGGAAUCCGUGGAAACGUAUUAUAUUAUGUUGGGGCGGCGAGGUUAUUGACCCGUUUCCUCGCCCGUGUUCUGGUCCGCGAGUAAACUUUCGCCAUAGGUACCUAUCGUGUGUGUAGAAUAAUAUACAUAUACAUUUUGUCAGCGACAUCACGCCAUAAUUAAACCAACAUAUUAUUCCGCAUACGGCGACAACCUUCUCGUACCUGAACAAAAAAUAGUACUCGCCGUUUAUAAUUGUUUUGUUACGAACAAAUAUCGAAAUAUAUCCGCAGUGUGUAUAAAAAGUAAUCCGCUAAUCUUGACGAGCGAACGACGAAAUCGCCGUCUACCGGUCUACCAUAAAUGUGACGAAUUUCGGAUUACGCAAUAGUUGUGAUGUCCGUUAUAUUAUUUCACCCGUGUGUGAUUAUUAUUUGUUGACAUGUGACAAACACCUAGUUUUUUUUGUUUUUUUGUUUGUUUUUUUUGCACUCGUUCGGUAUCUUUGUGUAAGCGAUCACUUCGUCGCUCGUUUGUUGUUUCGUCAAGGUCUACCGAUUCUGGAAAAAACAACCUACUCUCUUGAUUUUUGACCUUAAUUUGAAAAUCUGAAAAAUAAGUGUUUUUCUACCACUUAUACCUUUAGGUAUACGCGACCAACGAAUAAUUUCGUUCUUAAUGACUUGGUUGGGUCAUUGCCCUAGAAUCCUCGACGGAUAAGCAUCUCUGGUCUAAUGAUUACUGUAAUUUCCUGCACUACAUACACAUUAGCCAUAGCUUUUUCUGGUGGUGUGACAACAAAAAUAUUCAAACACUAUGAAAAGGGUUUUGUUCUUUUUAUAAUGACCAUUUUUUUUACCAAAACGAAAAUAAUUUAAUAGUAAUAAUUUUAAACAAAGUUUAUAUUCUAUAUCCUUAAAUAGUUAAAAUUAAUUUCGAAUUUAUUAUUUGUUUAGAAUAUCGACCACAAAAUGAAAUACCGUUCCAAAAAAGGACAAUUGCCAUUUGUUGAAUUGAACGGAGAAGAAAUUGCUGAUAGUACUCUAAUAAUUAAAGAACUUGGCCAGAAAUUCGGCAAAGACAUUGACGCUGGAUUGAGCCAAGAGCAACGUAACAUAUCACAUGCUAUGAUCUCGAUGAUUGAAAAUAAAUUUGUAUGGUAUGUAUUACUCCCUCUUUAGAUUGUACAGUAAAUUUGUCAGUCAUUUUGUAUAUUUUGAUUAAUUUACCCAAAUGUGCUGAUUUCAGGGUGAUAACAUGGUGGAAGACAAAAACUCCAGAAAAUGUAAUUAAAGGAUACAAAUUGAAUUUGCAGCAUGCCCUUGGUACAUGGGUUCCAAAUCCUCUUCUUAAUUUCUUCUUUAAGUAUAGUUAUAGCCGAAGAGUGAGUGUUCCAAAACAACAAAAAAUUAACAUACCAUCUAACUAAUAAAUUGGUUGGUUUAUUUCACAGGGGUUAAAGAAAGUUAAAUCUCAAGGAAUUGGUGUCCACAAACCUGAAGACAUCUUGGAAUUCGGACAAAAUGAUCUUAAAGUUUUGUCAGAAUUUUUAGGAGAUAAAUUGUACUUCUUUGGAAAUGAACCUACAACUGUAAUUUUAUAUUUUUUUUUAUACUUCACAAUUUUUCUAAAAAAGAUCAUCAUGAUUAAGGUUAAAAUUACAAUUUUCAGUUGGAUGUAGUAGUUUUUGCAAACUUGGCACAAUUGUACUUCUUAGAAAAAGAAGUCGAAUGCCAAUUGCGUGAUUAUUUCGUGGACAAUUUUGAAAACUUAGUAGAACACACAAAUCGCAUCAAGGAACGGUGUUUCCCUGAAUGGGAAGAUAUGUGCAAAAAUCUAGAUUUGAACAGCCAUUUGCCAAAACCACCGCCAGUUGAAGAAAAGCCUAAAGAAGACGUAAACAAGAAAGCCACUGAAAAAGAAGCAUCAAAGGAAGCUGAAGAGAAAGUGAGUAUAAAUCAUUCUUAUUAUAGCCUGUAUUUUAUGUGGAUAAUAGUAUGAACCUAUUAAUACCUCUGUGAUACUAACUUAUUCGCAUAUUCUCUUUGUAUAUUAUAUCAUAAUAUUUAAACAAAUUUUUAUUACAGGAUGAUGGAAAGAAAGAAGGAGAGAAAGAACCAGAAGACAAAUGAGCGGUAUUUGCACUGGUAACAAUAAAACAGACUCAUCAACAUCAUUUUAAAUUAAGCGAUUUCACCGACACUUUCGAUCCACCAAUAAUAUACUAUUGACUAAAACUAAAAAAAAAAAAUCAUACAUGACAUAUUUAUAAGUUACGUGUUUUAUAAAAACAUAAAACACAAAAUAUCUGAAUCCAAUUUUUUUUAAUAACAUUUUUGAUUUUGUAUUCGUGAACAAGAAAUUUAUUAUAAUAAUAUAUACUUCAACUAUUGAACAAAUGUGUUUGAUAAGAUAAUUGACUCCACUAAGAUAAAAAUAUUAAUUAUUAAUAUAAUGUUUUGGACAUCAAAAAAAAAAAUAAUAAUAAUAAUAAUAAACAAUAAAAACUUAUAUCUACAUUUAUUAUAAACUGGGAGAUAAAAUUGAAGCUCAGGUAAUAAUGAAUAACUCUUAAGUAUAAUAAUUAUAAUUAAUUAUCCAUUUAUUUAAGUGUUAAGAACAUUUUGUUUGGCCUAUGCUUUUAUUAAAAUGGGGACCAGACAAACCGGACCUCGAUAAAAUUCCGCUUAGCUAUACAUACAAUAAUAUAUCAUUUUAUAAUAUAAUAUGUAAUUUUAAUUAAUGAAACGCUCCUCCCCUUCAUAAUUUCCUAUUUUGGUGACAAUAUCCUCUCUGUAUGAUGUAAAUUUUUCUACCAUUUAUAUAAUUUUAUACAUAUUAUUAUAUAUAUUUUAUGUUUUAAGUGUAUAAAUUAAUUUUAUUAUUUAAGCGAUAAAAAGAAAAGAAUCGAGCAAGAACAAUUUCCACUGUGUACACCUAUUUUGUUUUUGUUCGAAUAACAAUACAUAUUAUACCUUCUCUCGUACCCCUUCGGCUUCGUCAUGUCAAGAAAUGCCGAACUAGCUAUAAGUAAUUAAUUAUUCUCUUAGCAUAUUCAUGUUUUCAAAAAAAAAAAAAAAAAAAACCUAUUCUCUUAUCAUUAUACAUUAUUAUAUUAUAAUAACUAUAUACUAUUAAUAUUGACUUUUUUUUAAUAUUUAUUUUAUACUUUUACUAUAUAUUAUCAUCCAAGUGUUGUAAUGAGAAUAAUCUCAUUUGUAUGAUUUUUUUUUUUUAUAUAUAUAUAAUUUUAUUAAGCCUUUAAGAAUAAAACCAACUGCAACAUUAUAUUUGA
Molecule: messenger RNA, 15212 nt
Organism: Cinara cedri
Lineage: Eukaryota; Metazoa; Arthropoda; Insecta; Hemiptera; Aphididae
Source: the annotation of a GenBank genome assembly